Molecule: messenger RNA, 1219 nt
Organism: Condylostylus longicornis
Lineage: Eukaryota; Metazoa; Arthropoda; Insecta; Diptera; Dolichopodidae
Exons: 2
Coding region: 227-1219 (330 amino acids)
Biological process (GO): regulation of transcription by RNA polymerase II
Cellular component (GO): nucleus; transcription regulator complex
Molecular function (GO): DNA binding
Source: RefSeq, a predicted model, not a curated record
CAUACGAAAUUUUUUCUCCUUGUUUUUCCAAACUACACAUUGUUUUUUGUUGUACUGUUUUUAUACUGCACGUUGUUUUUACUACAUUUACUCGUAUUCAAUUUGAUUCGUUUAGUUUAGUGUUAGUGAUCGAAAAACUUUCAAAGAGAAAAGUUUUAAAGUUUCAUAAGUAAAUCACGUUUGACGUUUAUUAAGAAGAAAAAAGUGAUUUUUCUUUUUAUUCAAAAUGGCGGAAAAAACAGUUUAUAGUAGUAUAAUUGAUUUCAUAAAAACAAUUGAAAAACAUGAGUGCCUUUGGAAUAACAGAAUUCCAGAACUAAAUAAAAGGAGUCAAAUCAAAGCAACAUGGAAAAUAAUUUCACAUGAAUUUCAAGAACCAAUUCCAGUACUGCGUGAACGUUGGCGUAAUAUUAGAAAUACAUUUAUUAGAAGUAUGAAAAAAUCAGCUAAAGAUAAUCCUCCAGGCAGUAAAUCAAAGGGAUAUUAUUUAGCAAAAUAUUUACAAUUUUUGUUACCCCACAUACGGCAUCAUUUCGAUUUCGAUUAUAAUAUAUUGUAUCCCGAAGACCAAACAGAAAUAGCAGCUAUUAGCUCAGAUGAUGAAGAUUAUGAAAAUGAAAGUGCAAAUAAUGAAACUAGUAAUAAUAAAAUUUCUUUUACAAUAGAAGAUCCAGGUGAAUUAUCACCGACAACAAAUUAUCAAGAACCAGAAAUUACAACUGAUGAAAUCAAUCAACAGCAAUCACAGCAAAUUCAUUAUAAAACAAAAUUACAAUCUCAAAUAAAAUUUCAAAAGAAAAUACAAUUGCAACAUCAUACACAGAAUUUAGAUCCAUUACAAGACGAUUAUGUUGCAGCAACUAAAAGAAAAAGGGUUGAUUGUGAAAACUCUCAUUCUAUUCCCUUUGUUAAAAAUAGAGAAUUGGAACAAGAAGAAGCAAAUUUUUGUUUCUUAAAAAGUUUACUACCAGAUUUCAAUAGUAUGAAUAAAAUACAAAAUCGAAGAUUUCGCAAGAAAGUAAUAUCUUUAAUGGAAGAUAUAUUAAACGAUAGUGAUAUUAUAUUAAAUGAUAGUGAUCAAAACCAUCAUAAUAACCAUUUAUUAGCAACAUCUUCCUCGCAACCAUCUUUAAAUACAACAAAUCAACGAGAUACAUCGGAUCGCUACAAAAAUUCCACAAAUAAUAUUGUUACGAGACAAAGAAGAUAUACAAAAUGA